AAUUCAGAGGCGGAUGUGAAAGUGAAAGUAUUUAUUGGGUGGAUCCUGCUUUCUAUUGUUUUGCAUGAAGUAGAAAAGUUUAGGUCCGGGUUUCUCAGGCUUCACUUCAGAUCGGACGCUGUCGGGCUUCUUCUGAUCUUAGUUGCAGUGAAAGAAACGGCCGUCUAAUAAUUCUACCUGUGUCUCGUCCUCAGAAACAUAAAGAUGGAUGAUUUCUAUAUGAUAACUCAGGAGGAAAUCGAUGAUAUUAAAGAAUCCAUAUCUACUCAGGAUCUCCCAACAGCAGUAAACACGAUCAAAGAAUUCCUUGAAAAACAGGAUGAGGUGGAGCUUAACGUUGCUGUGACGGGGGAGUCCGGGUCUGGAAAGUCCACGUUCAUCAAUGCAUUCAGGGGUUUAGGGGAUGAAGAAAAGGAGUCUGCUCGAACUGGCCCUGUCGAAACCACCAUGAAGCCUGAGUCUUACCUCCACCCAAAAUACAAAAAUGUGAAAGUGUGGGAUCUUCCUGGCAUCGGCACACCCAAGUUCAAAGCCGAAGAGUACCUUAAAAUGGUUGAGUUUAAACGCUAUGAUUUUUUCAUCAUCAUCGCUUCGGAUCGAUUCAGAGAAUGCCACACUCAGCUGGCCAAAGAGAUAACGAGAAUGGGAAAAAAGUUUUAUUUUGUUCGUUCCAAGAUCGACUCCAGCAUUGAUGCUGAGAAGAGGAAGAAGAGCUUUGACCAGAAAAGGACACUAGACACCAUCCGAAAGAACUGUGAAGAUGGUCUGAGAAAGAUCGGUAUAGAGGAUCCCAUUGUGUUCCUCAUCUCCAACUUUGAGCUCGGCAAGCACGACUUAAAUCUGCUGCAGGAGAGAAUGGAGCAAGAGCUUCCACAGCAUAAGAGACGUGUGCUGAUGUUGGCUUUGCCGAAUAUCACACUGGAGAUCAAUGAGAAAAAGAAGAAAGCUCUAGAGGAAAACAUCACAAAAGUGGCCUUACUGUCUGCUCUGGUGGCUACUGUGCCGAUUCCAGGUCUUUCAGUCGCUGUGGAUAUAGCCAUCGUUACGAGGGAGAUAGAAAAAUACUACAGCGUCUUCGGUCUAGACGAUCCAUCCCUUCAGAAGCUCUGUGAAAGGUCUGGGAAGACCAUUGAGGAAUUCAAAAGUCUUAUGAAGUCACCACUGAGUAGUGGGAUAAACCCAGCUUCGAUAUUGUCUUUACUGGGUGCUGCCUCCCUGGUUGUGGCUGAAAAUGGACUUGAGUAUUUAGCGAGUCUUGUGCCCCUUCUGGGCUCUGUGGUGGCAGGAGGAAUGUCCUAUAUAACGGUCUCAAAAAUGCUGAAGAAAGCCCUGCAUGACAUAGCAGAAGAUGCCAGGAAUGUGCUAAUAGCUUCAGUUCAGACCGAAGUGUAAAUGCAGAAAGCAACACAGAUGUGGCGCAUGUUUAAGAAGCAGCUGCUUAUAGCAAAUUUCUGUUAGUCCGCUAAAUGUUAGAUCACAACGCUCUUGGAGAAAAAAACACAGUCUUUUUGUGUUGCUAUACUAAUGACAUUAUAUUAAAAACCUUUAUCACUUUGG
Puntigrus tetrazona (Sumatra barb) is the source of this 1557-nucleotide messenger RNA. RefSeq names its product interferon-inducible GTPase 5-like. Gene Ontology annotation, molecular function: GTP binding. The record is from RefSeq and is a predicted model, not a curated record. The transcript has 4 exons. Gene Ontology annotation, cellular component: membrane. Lineage: Eukaryota; Metazoa; Chordata; Actinopteri; Cypriniformes; Cyprinidae. The coding region runs from base 205 to 1392 and encodes 395 amino acids.